ACUGUGGAAUACUUCACUAGGUCGCGUUCCUUCUUUUCGGGAACGAAUGCUCAAGGUGCAGCGUUCCCCCGUCCCAGAUGCACGAAUUGUUUCUGACAGUGUUGAGUCGGCAGGAGUUGUCGCGAGCGGGCGAAUUAUUCUCCCUGGAAGAUGAGGAGGUGCUACCGUGUGCGUCUGAAGUGCUGCUCAAGAUACGCGACUCGGUCAUUCGACCAACAUACGCCGCAGACGACAAUGCCCAAAGUGUCGUCGAAAUCUGCCUUGCGAGGGUCAUUGCGGCCAUCAGGGACUCGGGGGAGAUGGAAAAAUUCUCGGCCCAGCUGGUAGCUCUGCUGGAAGGCUGUCUGCAACAUGACCUCAAACCAUCCCGCAAAGAUGAACACCCGCCGCAUGCCAAGGUCGCCGCUGACGUGAUGAGCUGUAUAUUUUUGAAACACAACUCUCCUGGACUGAUGAAACGUAGUCUAGGAGUGACAGUUAGGUUUUUGCACCGCGGCAAUCGAGACCUUUCGUUAUCGGUUACUCGGUAUCUCUGCCUCGCAGCAACACAUCACGCGGAUCUUCUGGUUCCGCACAUCCAGCCCAUAGUAGAAAGCAUAAUCAAUGGUAAUUAUGCAUUAUGCAAAGUUUUGCCAUCGAUCUACCAACUGAGGCAGUACGAGUACGCUAUCAACGACCAUCUUUCCGCUCUGCUCUCGAUUCUCCCGCUAUGUGAUCACAAUGAUCGCCUCUCACUCCUCGGACUCUUCGAGCUGAUGGCUAAAAGUGACGCAAGCUUGUUGGACGGCAAUUUGGCACAAUUGACUCAGUAUUUGAGCGAUGAGAGCACAGCUCCGACAGUCCUUAGGAUCUUCGUCGAAGUCUCGAAUUCCGAACCCCAACUCGUCGUGGACAUACUGCCCAAGGUCCAACAAGCCGCUCAGAACAACAGGAAAUUAUUGGCGCUUUUCGCGAGGCUUUACGCAAACGUUGCCAACACGAAUCGGGACAUGGCCCGAAUCAGUCUCGACAUGCUCGCUCUCCAGCUGACGGAUACGGCUCUCGCGUCCCAACAAGUCUGCAUUCUGAAAGAAAUCAAAGCCGUUCUCGACAACACUAACAUCUCGCUCUCGUCGCUGGCCUUGGAGAAAAUCAAUCAAGUUCACUGUGAUCCGACAUCGCCCUCGAUGUUGCAAUUCUACCUGCAGCAGAUCAGACGACAGCAAGGCUCGCUCCGAGACCUCCAUCAUCACCACACUCUACCGUCGAACGUCAUGCUGUCCUCAGCUUCGGGCGCGUCCACAGCCGGAGGUUCUCAGAUAUUCUCGUCGAGACCUUUUUUGGGAUCGAGCCACACCUUACUGAACGGCUCGCUCCCGCAUGUGCACGGCGGGUCCAGGAACGGGAGCCAACAGAUCCACCGCUCGUUGGGAGCGCUCGGGAGCCGAGCGGUUCUGUAUCUGGCGAAGAACAGAGCGCCGCCCUCGGCGAAGAGCAUGUCGAUCCCGGUGCUCAUGGAGGAGCCCAUUCAGAACUCACCGCAAGGCUCGGACGAAAUGACCGCCUCGAGCUCGACUCGCAAGAAGACUCUGAGCAGAGAGAAACUGCGUCAUGCGAGCAAGAACAGCAGCACCGGAAGCGCCAACGUGACGAGUACAACGACAAGCAGCAGUUCGAGCAGUACGAAAGACACGAAGGAUUCUAAAGAGCACGAGCAGGUCGGCUCGUCCUUGAUGCCGUUCGAGCCGAUGAGAGAUACAGUUCAACAUUUUUGUGAGAAGCACCUCGAUAAAAUCAAAGCGUACAUGGAAACGGUUUUAGUCAAACUACCGCUACCUCUGAAAUGCACAAUCGAAGAACGCGGGAACAAGAAAUACGCCAAGUUGCACUUCGGCUGCCAAGGUAAAGGCGAAAAUUGUCUCUACAAUAAAACACUUUUCGUGAGUAAAACGAAGAACGCACAUUUGUGGAUCCACGUGAUGUUCUUGGCGAUUCAAGCGAGGGCGCCAGCCGCAUUGAGCACGAGAGAGCCAUCUCUGAGCGCUCUGAAAAACUGCUGGGAUUCCCUGAAGCAAGACAACCGGAGUUUUUUGACUCUGGUCACGUCUGCUUUCCCCUCUGCAAAGGAUAUGGAGAACUUGAUGUCUGAGCUCCGUGGUCGCCGCUUCCUCGAUGUUUUUGAAUACAACGGAACACGUCAGAUGUGGGCUUGUUUCCUUUGCAAUCAUCCAGAUAGGGCCCAUGGCUUCCUUCAGGAGAGCUUGCCCGUGAUACAAGGCCAGCUGAAGGAGAAGCGUAAAAGGUGGAAACUAUUCCGUCAGUGGCGCACAAAAUAUUUUACACUGUCGGGGGCGAACCUUUCAUGCCGCGAGCUAACGUCGGAUAGUAAGGACACCCCGAUCGGAGAGGUCCAGUCGGUCCGAGCCAUUCAGGGGAGGAAUCGGCACAUUCCCAAGGCCUUCGAGAUUUUCACGGCCGACGACAAGGCUUUCGUCCUCAAAGCGAAGAGCAGCAAACAUACGGAGGAGUGGGUUCAGUGCCUCAGUAUCGCCCUCGCACGCACUCAUGCAACGCAACCGAAUGCUGCCGGCGCGAAGCAGGGCCUGCAUUCCUCUACGAGUAAAAGUAUAACGCAGAUUACGCAACGCCUUUAGCAGGGGACCAAAUCCCGAACAAACUAAGUGCCAUGAUCGGGUGCCGGUGCCAAUGACUCAUGCGAUCGGGAAUCUCAUACAAACACUGGACCACGUAGAGAAGAAUCAGUAUUCGAUUCUGUGUGAAGAUAGAUCGGAAAGGCCCUUCUCCGAGCUUUGUCGGAGAUCAUUGUGGAAUAACUUAUUUGUACAUAAGAAACAUGUUAGGCAACUUUAAUGUUGGUUACGGGGAUAGAAUCUCUCUGGGGGCCCCUGGAGAGCCCGACGGAGAAUCGAAGUACAAAGACAAGUGCUCCAAGGUGUUCGAAAUCAUCCCGAGGCGAUGCCGGAUAUACCGAUCUUGUACGUGGGCAUGACGACGUUCCGCCUGCUUGCGAGCACGGCCGACGAUUCCCUCCAUGGGAUCAGGUGUCGGCCGAUUUAUUUGUGAAAGGGGUCGGUCCUGUCCGUCUCUAUUGCUGUGUCUCGAUGUAUCUCAAUAUAUAAGAUCUGUCAAAUGACGUGAAAUAAACCGAUCGAGCCUUUGGGAAGGCAGAAUAGUUGUAUCGCGCCGACAUCGAACGAUUCGAACUUUCAAACAAGGAAUAAAAUUCGUUCUCUCUCGUCUUUGCGGGAGACGCCG
Molecule: messenger RNA, 3255 nt
Organism: Galendromus occidentalis (western predatory mite)
Lineage: Eukaryota; Metazoa; Arthropoda; Arachnida; Mesostigmata; Phytoseiidae
Gene: melt
Product: ventricular zone expressed PH domain-containing protein melted
Exons: 12
Coding region: 78-2633 (851 amino acids)
Biological process (GO): regulation of signal transduction
Cellular component (GO): plasma membrane
Molecular function (GO): phosphatidylinositol-5-phosphate binding
Source: RefSeq, a predicted model, not a curated record